AUGGCCAAGGCCAUGGGAGAUGGACUACGGGUCAAGCGAGCAGAGACAUCCAUCAUGUAUGUCAUGGGAGCACUUGGUCCUGCAGUGGGAUAUUUAUUAGGUGGACUUCUUAUUGGUUUUUAUGUUGAUCCCAGAAAUCCUGUUUACCUUGACCAGAAUGACCCUCGUUUCAUUGGAAACUGGUGGAGUGGAUUCCUCCUUUGUGCCAUUGCAAUGUUUCUUGUGAUAUUCCCAAUGUUUGCUUUUCCAAAAAAGCUUCCGCCUCGACACAAGAAAAAGAAAAAGAAAAAAUUUUCGGCUGAUGCUGUUAGUGAUGACGAUGUUAUGAAGGAGAAAUCAAACAAUAGUGAACAAGUGGACAAAAAAGUUUCUUCUCUGGGAUUUGGAAAGAAUGUCAGAGGUGUUAUUAUUGUCCCCAGUGCCGGUGUUGGCAUUGUCCUGGGAGGCUACAUUAUAAAAAAAUUGAAACUUGGUGCAAGAGAAUCUGCAAAACUAGCAAUGAUCUGCAGUGGUGUGUCUUUACUGUGUUUUUCAACCCUGUUUAUUGUUGGAUGUGAAAGUAUUAAUCUAGGAGGCAUAAACAUCCCGUACACAACAGGACCCUCUCUCACCAUGCCUCAUAGGAACCUGACUGGAAGCUGCAAUGUUAAUUGUGGAUGUAAAAUACAUGAGUAUGAGCCAGUCUGUGGAUCAGAUGGAAUUACAUACUUUAACCCUUGUCUGGCUGGCUGUGUUAACAGUGGUAAUCUUAGCACUGGGAUAAGGAAUUACACGGAAUGCACCUGUGUCCAAAGCCGGCAAGUGAUCACCCCACCCACAGUGGGACAGCACAGUCAGCUCCGCGUGGUUAUUGUCAAAACGUAUCUCAACGAGAAUGGCUAUGCUGUGUCUGGGAAGUGCAAACGGACCUGCAGUACCCUCAUCCCGUUCUUAAUUUUUCUUUUCAUAGUCACCUUCAUCACAGCAUGUGCUCAGCCAUCAGCCAUCAUAGUGACACUCAGGUCUGUGGAAGAUGAGGAGAGGCCUUUUGCUCUGGGAAUGCAGUUUGUUUUAUUGCGAACGCUGGCAUAUAUUCCUACUCCGAUUUAUUUUGGAGCAGUAAUUGACACCACCUGUAUGCUGUGGCAACAAGAGUGUGGCGUGCAAGGCUCUUGCUGGGAGUACAAUGUGACAUCAUUUCGUUUUGUCUAUUUCGGUUUGGCGGCCGGCCUCAAAUUUGUUGGCUUUGUUUUUAUUUUUCUGGCCUGGUACUCCAUUAAAUACAAGGAGGACGCACUGCAGAGGCAGCGGUGGAGAGAAUUCCCUCUGGGCACUGUGAGUGAGAUGGUGGGCCACCCCGAUGGUGCCGAUAAGUCUGCCCGGACUAGAUCUUGCCCAGUUUUCAGCACCCAGGGAGAGUUCCACGAAGAGACUGGCCUGCAGAAAGGGAUCCAGUACACAGCACAGACCUAUCCGGGCCCCUUCCCAGAAGCAAUAAGUUCCUCCCCAGAUCCGGGGCUGGAAGAAAGUCCUGCUGCCACGUAGCCUCCCUCCUGACGCUUGAAACCAGACUUCAGUUUUGUUGGCUGAGUUGAAUAUGGUGACUUGAGAAACACCCGUGCCUUCUUUUCUUUCUUUCUUUUUUGAACCUCUAAGGACACAAUCCUCAAACCAACAAAACUCAGUAUACACAGCCACUGUUGAUUGAGGGCUGGAUACCUCAACAAGACUGAGAGCCUUUACCUCCCCUGCUCUCCAAGAAGGGGGGAGUUUAGAUAGAUUUGUUACCAUUUCUGCUAUGUUAAUUUUAAUGCUCAUGCUCCCAUAUGGUAUAAGGCUGAGGUACAUGGUUAAAACAAAAUCACGAGCGAGUGUAAUGGCGGUGCAUAUCAUUAGCAUACACGCCAGACAAAGGUGAGCUUGACCUUGACUUUGCAUUAACAAAUCCAAGUUUUUAAGAUCUGAACACCUACUGUGAGUUCUGCUCCAAAGCACAAAUGAAUUUGCUUCAACUAUGCAAUCUGAUCGGGAAAAUGAAGUGCAGCAUGUUACUUUUGCUUUCAGAGACUAAAGCAGAUACGUAUUUGAAAAGAGGAAGCUAAACUUUCCCUAAAGCACUGUUAAUAGCCUUUUAAGCCAUAGCAGAGUUACAAAUCAGGUAGAAUUUUUCAAAUGCUUCAGAGGAACCAUAUGCAUCCCAUGAUAAAAGGAACAGCUACUUCAUUUCAGUCUUUUAGUCUGCCUGCCCCAUCGUAAGGUAAAGGGGCUGCUAAAUCAUAAAUCUGAUAGCUUGACUAUAAACACCAGUAUUCCUUCACAAGAGGUUUUAAAACUAGUGUGCUAAACAAUAUGGCUGGAAACUGUAAUUUGAGAUGCAUAAGACGGAAAGAAACUCAUGGCUUUCUCAUCCAAGAAAAUUGCUGCAGAGAUUUUUUUUCUUAGCUCUGAAGGACCGACGUAAGGGUAGUUAGGAAUUGUAAACUUGUCACUCAGAAUAGUUGGAAAAAGGAAUUCCAGAGCAGUAAGACUGAGUCCCACCCAGUCAUUUUAGUUAUAUGCCUGGAAAUACUGGCAAAUCUGUAUUGUUCUCUUUCUUACGUACGGAAAAUUGCUGUGGUUGCUACUGAAACGGAGUCAGUAAGCCAGGAAAGCUAUAUCUGCAGUACACGUCUGAACAUCACCCCGAAUAGUAUAGGAGGAGCUCUGUGAGUUGGACCUAGAAUAUGAUCCUAAGUAAUGUCUGAAAACUAUUUAAAAUAAACUGGUCUGACGUACCGAAUCCUAUAAUACUUUAUCAGGGUUAGGAGCAUUUUACAUCACCCUUUGAUUCUUUUCUACUCUGACCUUCUGGAAGUCAACUGAGAGAGGCCUUUUCUGUUCCUUUGGGUUCAUUAUCCAAACCCUUUCCAGUACCUCCCAGCACAUCACAUCGACUUAGGUGCCACACAGGAUGCUUUCUACAUGGUUCUUAAGACAGAUGCCUCCUAACAGCGCUAUGGACUGAUGGCGAGUUAACUCAGGGGAUCUGGCUACUCAGAAAAAGAAUCACGACAACUCAGAUUUCAGAGGGACUGUUAGGUCCAAAUACCAACAUCACUGUUUCUGCCACAGACCCUGUGCUUAUGUUGGGCUAAUUUGGGAAACGGUUUCCUUGGCUGGUUCACACUCUCGCACAGAAGGAGUGUGAUUGGCUGAACCAUCCCAUGAUUCAGCCCUUUUUGUCCUCCAUCCUUGGCUGUCCCGGUGGGGUUGUGUGGAUAUUCCUGGGCACAAGGUUGUUUUCCUCUCUUCCUAGGAAUGGCAUCAGUCAACUGAUUCUCUUGGUUGCAUGUGGUUUGUGGAGAGCGUUAUUACAAUUCAACCGAAUUAUGUCUCCAAGGGGUGGAGCCAGUAGUCUCAGGGACAAGGACUUCCCUUUGAGUAGUCUUGUUUGGCUAAGUCAUAAAACCAUUGUUGCCUGUAAUUACACUGGUGUCUAUCAAACUUUGGUCAGCGUGAUGCAUUCUGAAGGUCUUCAGAGAAUAUUGCUGAAUAUUGUCUACCCUUGGGCCUCAGGUUCCCCUACACCUAUGGGAAAUCUUUGAUCCUUUCAAAGAGAGAGUUUCCUUUUGUGUUGGAGCUAAAGAUAGGUACGUUGGAGAGAGGUGGUGUUUUCUUAAUUUCCCUCUGAUCAUUAAGAAACUGCAUUGAGAGAAUUUUGGUGGGAUUACACUUUUUUUUUGUAGCUAAGAUCGUGUGUUCCAACACUCUUCGAAUCUCUCUCUUCUUGGUAGUACAUUUUGAAAAGGAGCCGCUCUCAGAACUCCAGGAUAGGAAACUAUGGACUCAUCAGGUACCACUUUCUACCUUAAGUAGUCAUCCAGUUCAGCAAUCAAUGACUGGGCACCAGUUCUCUCUCAGACAGCAUUUUCCCCAUUACCAUCUGCCAGUCUAUGAAAUCCUACCAUCUGCCAGUCUAUGAAAUCCUUUGGGUUAAUUAGGCCAGAAUUCAAAGAAAUUGGCAUGAGUUGUACGCCACAAUGUUAGUAUUAUACUUCCUCAAGUAUCUGAUGUUUAUAAAUAGCAGGUGUAUCAUUAAUGUGUUGUUGGUGUGUAUAGAAUAAGUAAUACAUCAUGGGGGACUGAAGUUUUGGAAUAUGUACCAAGUAAGAGUUGUCUUCAAAAUGCUUUGGGUUCUGGUAGCAUCAUUGGAAUAUUAUGUAGCCAACUAAAGUGACUAUUUUAUAGAUGACACCUUUUAAUUGUAUGUAUAUGAGGUUCUUAUAUGCUUGUUAAUAAUAAUAAAUUGUUUGUGUGACUCUCUAGUCACAGCUCCUAUUAUAAGUUUACCACUCUUCAUGAGCUCAGGCUUAUAAUUACUUGUUUUAGAAAGAGAUCAUCUUGUUCCUUUGUACACUCUGUAGAUUAAUAUAUUAUUUGGAUUUAAUAUGCAAAUAUACUAUCCUUGAAUCUAGCCUAUUAAUUUAGAAAGUCCCAGGAGGUGGGGUGGGGUGUUGGAGCACAUUCUUUGGUUAUCUUUAUUACUAUGAAAUCCUUAUCCUUUGCAGGUGGCUUAAAUUCUUGAAAACAGUCAAAAGUUGUUCAGAUCCAAAGUGGGAGAAGAAAAGAGGAAUAGACAGGAAACAAAUUAGCAUUUUGUAAAGCACUUAAUAUAUAUCAUUCAUUUUAAACCUCCUAAUAAGUUUGCAAGAUAAUUAUUUUUAUUGGUUUUUUUUGUUUGUUUGUUUUUUAUUUUUGUUUAAAAAAACACAUAUUGUA
Messenger RNA from Hipposideros armiger (great roundleaf bat), 4737 nucleotides. RefSeq names its product solute carrier organic anion transporter family member 5A1-like. Gene Ontology annotation, molecular function: protein binding. Gene Ontology annotation, biological process: sodium-independent organic anion transport; transmembrane transport. Lineage: Eukaryota; Metazoa; Chordata; Mammalia; Chiroptera; Hipposideridae. The record is from RefSeq and is a predicted model, not a curated record. The coding region runs from base 1 to 1524 and encodes 507 amino acids. Gene Ontology annotation, cellular component: basolateral plasma membrane. The transcript is spliced from 8 exons.